Molecule: messenger RNA, 1662 nt
Organism: Rotaria socialis
Lineage: Eukaryota; Metazoa; Rotifera; Eurotatoria; Philodinida; Philodinidae
Source: the annotation of a GenBank genome assembly
AUGUCGACAGAUAAAGUAGAUGAAACUCAUCAAUAUGUAGACAAAAUAUCGGCGAAACUCGAAAAUGAAAAUCAUCAUCAUCAACAUGGCAAUGUUCAUUAUGGAAAACGACGGGCUGCUGUGGGGUUGGCAGCAUUUAGUUCUCUAGGUGGAUGGUUCUUUGGCUAUGACCAAGGUGUCACUGGUGGUAUAGUUGUCAUGAGCUCAUUUAAAAAUGACUUUUGUAAUGGUGUGUAUGGAAACCAAAGUGACUGUAAUCUGCCAGUAGCUGCGUUGCCUUCAGGGUACAGACAAUUCUUAGUAUUGUUUACAUUACUGUAUAAUAUUGGAUGUUUUAUUGGUGCUGUGUUUAUUUCAUCAUUUGUGGCAGAAAAAUUUGGGCGUCGAGCGAUUAUUUUUACGUCUGCAGCAUUAUUUUUAACAGGCACUUUAAUAGUUAUUUGUCCACCAGGAGGUUCUGCAAAAAUUAUGAUUUUAAUACUUUUUGGGCGAGUUGUCGAAGGAAUGGGUGUUGGCUGUUCUUCAUUUUCUUGUCCAAUAUAUGCUUCAGAAAUAGCCCCAACAAACCUUCGUGGAAUGCUUUCGGGUUUUAUGCAAAUGACUGUAGUUACUGGUUUAUUUACAGCCAAUAUUGUAAAUUUGAUAUUUCAAAAUCAUAAUUGGGGUUGGCGAUUAUCAAAUGGACUUAUUCUAAUUGCUCCGAUUACUAUAAUGAUUGGAAUAUUUUUCUGUCCUGAAACUCCACGAUGGUUAUUUAAAAAUAAGGGACGAGAUUUAGCAGAAAAGAGCUUAAAACGUAUCCGUGGAAUCGAUGAUGUAGCUGCUGAGUUGGACGCUAUUGCUGAUGCUGUACAAGAAGAAGGCAAUCAACUUUCAUUCAAAGAACUCUUUACAACUAAGAAAAUGCUUCAACGACUGGGUGUUGGUAUGGGCGUACACAUUUUACAACAGGCAACAGGUAUUAAUCCUAUAUUUACAUUCGGUGGUAUUAUUUACGAAAGUGUUCUCGGAAAAGGUAUCAUAGCAUUAUUGGUUCUAGCUGGUGCAAAUCUGUUAAGCACAAUACCAGCUCUGUUCUUAUUCGACAGAUUAGGACGUCGAAAUCUUCUCAUAUUUGGUGGCUUAGCAAUGGUAAUAGGCCAUCUUGUUGCAGCCACAGUAUUUGUUACAGGCUGCGAUGUCGUUAAAACUAUGAUUAAUGGCACUACCGUUGCUGAAGAAAUGGUAAACUGUAAAACAAGUUCUGGAAUACUAAUGCUUGUCUUCACCGCUAUUUUUGUAGCUUUUUUUGCAAUUUCUUGGGGGCCAAUAGCUUGGAUUUAUUCAGCUGAGAUAUUCCCUUUGAACGUCAGAGCCAAAGCUGUUUCUAUCACAACAGGAAGUAAUUGGUUUAUGGGCACGAUCAUGUCGUAUAUAUUAGAGUUGAUAGCUCCACUAGGAAUACAUGGAUUGUUUUAUCUUUUUAGUGGUCUAACUUUAUUAGCCGUAGUAUUCGUUUAUCUUUUCUGUCCAGAAACACGAGGAGUUUUACUAGAAGAUAUUGAAGAAACUUUUGACGAUUUCAAACUGAAGAAUAGAACAAUAAUUAAACUAUUACGAAAACCAUGUAAUGAAAAUAGAAAAAAAUCGGCUAAAGUGAAUCCAAUUGAGAUGAAAUUAUGA